Molecule: messenger RNA, 4122 nt
Organism: Cygnus olor (mute swan)
Lineage: Eukaryota; Metazoa; Chordata; Aves; Anseriformes; Anatidae
Gene: BPGM
Product: bisphosphoglycerate mutase
Exons: 4
Coding region: 365-1144 (259 amino acids)
Biological process (GO): glycolytic process
Molecular function (GO): intramolecular phosphotransferase activity
Source: RefSeq, a predicted model, not a curated record
GCUCCGAUUGGCUCUGGGUGCCGCUCAUCCGCCGGGCCGUCCAAUCGCGCCCUCCGCUCCCUCCCCGGCGUCACGGGCGCGCGGACGCCGGGGGUUUAUAGAAGAGCUCGGGGGGCAACUGCUCAGCGGCGGGAGGAGGGCGGCUAGGGUGGGGGUAGAGUUGUGGGGUGCAGCCGAGGCGGUACGGGCGGGCCGCUGCCUCCCUGUUCUCCUGCGGGUAACAGCCCAGUGUCUGGGGGCCCUGUGAAAAGCAGAGCAGCUAUCGAGUCUGCUGGGAUCUGUGGGGGCUGUGCCUUUGCCAUAGGGAAGAUGCCUCAUUGCUAGAUGCCAGACCUGUGUUCAUCUGUGCCAAGCUGCAACCACCAUGGCUAAGUACAAGCUUGUUCUCCUAAGACAUGGGGAAGGAGCCUGGAACAAGGAGAAUCGCUUCUGCAGCUGGGUGGACCAGAAGCUGAGCAGUGAUGGGAUAAGGGAAGCUCAGAACUGCGGCAAACACCUUAAAGCCCUGGGCUUUGAGUUUGACCUUGUCUUCACCUCUGUACUCAGGCGCUCCAUCCAGACUGCAUGGCUGAUUCUGGAAGAGAUGGGCCAGGAGUGGGUCCCCAUUCAGAGCUCAUGGCGACUGAAUGAGCGCCACUAUGGUGCGCUGAUUGGUCUCAACAGAGCAGAGAUGGCUCUGAAUCAUGGGGAAGAGCAAGUGAAAAUCUGGAGGAGAAGCUAUGAUGUUACCCCGCCUCCCAUAACUGAAUCUCAUCCCUACUAUGAAGAGAUCUACAAUGACCGCCGGUAUAAAUGUGGUGAUGUCUCCCAGGAUAAUCUUCCAAAGGCUGAAAGUCUGAAAGAUGUGCUUGAUAGACUCCUUCCCUAUUGGAAUGAAAAGAUAGUGCCAGAACUCAAAAGUGGCAAAAUGAUCCUUAUAUCUGCUCAUGGCAACAGCAGCAGGGCACUGCUCAAGCACGUGGAAGGCAUUUCCGAUGAGGACAUCAUGAAUGUUACUCUCCCCACUGGUGUGCCCAUACUUCUUGAACUUGAUGAGAAUCUGCAACCUCUGGGCCCUCACCAGUUUCUUGGUGAUCAGGAAGCUAUCCAAGCUGCCAUCAAAAAAGUGGAAGAUCAAGGGAAAGUAAAAUCUACUGAGAAGUAAAAUCCUACUGAUGAACACAAUUAUUUUCGAAGUGUAUGGUAGUAAGUGACUUCUGUAUGACUGCUAGGUUGCACUGUGUGAAAGUCUCAAUUUCAAGAACUAAGUAAUUGGAAGAGAUAACUGAGUCUCAGGUUGGCAGAUGAACCGUCUGCCUUUCAGAAACUGGAAUUGAAAUCUCAGCAUGAGGUUAUGGAUACUGAAAAAUGAAAUCGAGAUCAUUUGGGUAAUGGAAACUUGUGGGGCGGUCUGCCCUAGUUCUUGAAUUGAGGAAGGCCCAGGGCAGAAAAAAGGGAUAUGAUAUUGCCAUCUACCCAUAACUAGAGCUGAUCUGUUAAGGGGAAAAGCGCUGUACAGCACCAGCUUGUUGGACUAAUUAAGUCCAGAUUGUUAUAGGCACUGACACUUUUUCACUGACGGAGCGGUGUCAAGUAACAGUAACCCAGUAUGAUUCUUUGUCAAUGGCCAUGGCAGUCCUUCAGAACACUUUCAACUGUACAACCCUCUUUCCUUUGGAGGUCUCCCAAGGCCAGUUCAUGGUCCAGAGGUGAACUUUGUAAUGUGUUGUGACUGUUACAGCUAUCACAAUUCUUACUACACUAUGCUUCAAUUUUUUAAGGAAUCUAGAAGAUAUCCCUCUUUCACCAUCUUUGUAAAGCCUAGCAUGACUGCAUUUUGCAGAUGGCAGUAAUGAGAUUCAACUCAGACUAACCACAGACUAAGUACAAGUUUUCCUGCUCUAUGUUUAAAUGAUAACUUAGUCCUUAAUGAGCAACCUGAAUAGCUUUGAAACAUAAAUAACAUGUAUUAGAGACUUGAUCAGUUGUUAGAAUCAUUCAUGUUUACCUCAGUGAAACUUUAUGUAUGAAACCCCUCUCCAAACUUUCCUGAGUUGCAAGGAACAGAUAAAUCUGUCCCAUAGUGAUACAGCUGUGGCAUUGUUUGUACUGAUUUCUCUGGAGGGCAGGAAGUGAUGGGUAAGAUGUGUAAGGUGUGUUACUGUGGGCAGCUCAUACAGCUAUCAAGCUUAGCAGGGAAGGUUAUGCUGCAGUGCUUGGAAGUAGUUUCUUUUAAAGUUUUCCUCACAGUCAUAGCUGGAUUCCUACAGUGACCUUGCUUCUUUGCUUGGUGCUAGGCAUGAGCGGUUCACUGUUAUUGGGUGUAGUACAGUGUUCAGGCAGGGUAGUUCUGGUUUCACUUGCAAAUGUGAAACUAUUGUUACUUAUAUUUAGGUCUGACUCAAUGUCUCAACAUUUGAGCAUCUGAAUUCUGAUCUCAGUUACCAGCAUGGGUGGCACUUGUAUAUGCAGUAUGAACUGAAUGUGUCCUCAGCAUGGCCCAGCUACAAAUCCAAGAAGCUGAUGAGAAUUUCUUUGCUAUGAUGGUAUAACCACUUUAGAAAUCCUAGAGUAGCUCAUUUGUAGUGAGCAGUUUUGUAGCUUGCUUUGUGAGUGUGAAGAUGCUCUUGCUCUUUGAGGAGAGCAGUGUGAUGGUGUUGUGCUUCUAACAAUCUCCCUGCUAUAUGGAGGGAGCCUUUCCAGGUCAGAUACCAGCUCACCUUAGUGUAGCCUGUACUCCAUGAAAGACUUAUUGGCUAGAUUGUAGCUUCUCUUACCUGAACAAUGCUUGGGCUUCACUUGUUUUAUUUUGUAGCCCUUGCAAUAGGAACAAACUACUUGUUUUUUCUUAAACAUAAAGAUGGUAAUGAUCAUAAAGCUGGUAGGUUGCCUUUUUUGUACAAGUCAGGAUAUUCAUUUUUUCUCUGAAACCCUGUUAGCAGCUUUCCUGCUACUAGAUUUGUGACACUGGUUGACUUCUUUCUGGGUUUUUAGCUUUCUGUGCAUAGUUACUCAUCUUAAUUGAUACUUUGAGUCAGUGUUGUAGAGCUGCAUUGUUGAUCAGAAAACAUUUACCUGUCAGUGCCGUGUGGGAGGACCACUGGCACUGAAGUGAUGAAUGUUUCCUCAAACAUUCAAUAAUGUAUGAAAUCUUCUUACCAAGUAAAAUUCCUUGUAGAAUCAUUAACAAGGCAAACCUAGCCACGUGUCAUCAUUGGGAACUGCAUGCAUCAGGAUGUGUGAGCUUACAGAGCAUGGCUGUGAGUGCCUGUAUCCUUUUGGCAUUGUGGUAUUGUAAUGUAGGACUUCUUGAGGGCUUGAAACAGCUGGGAGUAUAUGUGGAAAAAGUCAGCUGAACUGGGAUAUUCUCUAACAGAAGAGAGCAUUGAUGUUUGAUAUCCUCUGAGAGUGCACUGGGGAAUGGGAAGGUGGAUCAUUGUGAAGAGCAUUUACAUUUCUUUCUGCAGCUGGAUGGAGUUGACUGAAAACAGCCUUUCCAGAUCCAUGGAUGGUAAGAAAAGAACAGUGAUGUUUUCAGGUAGUGCUGUUUCUGCAGUGCUUAUCAAGACAGGAAUAGUGAUGGAAUAGUGAUAGUGCCCUGGGAGGUUGGACUUCAUUUGCUUUGGUUGUGAUGCCAGGAUUUUACAUGUACAUCUGGCAGCAAUACCACCUCCCAAAAGUAUCAGGUGGAACCAACUGGGGAUUUCAUUGUACUCUUUAAGAUUAUUUUAACACCUUGCAGUACUUGUUUCUGAGUAGUCUUGUAAUUAAAUUUGAUUCAUAAAACACAUGUAUAUUGAAAAGAAACCAGCUUUCAACAGUUGCAUCAGGAAGGAUGUCUGCUCUUCAGGCAUAGCUACAUUAGAAGAACUGAGAAUCUUGCUGCUGCUGGCUUUAUAAAUCAGUGGUUGGAAAACACUCUUCUGCAUGUUUGAGUACGCCUCGAAGUCCUGUGGAGGUAACCAGUGUCACUACAAUGGAUGCUAUGGAUGUGGUUGAUUGGAUUGACUUAUGUAUUUUUAACUUGUGGUUCAAUAGCAGUAAUAGCUGUAGAAUAACUUUUGAAAACCUUUUGUAAAGGUUUUCAUGGUAGAGCUGAGAGGUUCUUUAUAACUCAAUAAAUUCACCUGAAAUAGAACUUAA